CGGGCGAGGGUCGGCCGCGGGGCAGCCCCGCCUUGGCUGCGGGCGCCGGGCGAGAGUCCCUGCCCGCCUGCGUUCCUUCCCUCCGGCCAGUCCCGGCUGCGGUCGUUCGUGGGAAACCCUUCCGAAUCCGACCCUAAAGGCUGCUUCCUGCGGCCCGCACGAGAGCCCUCGCCCAGUCGCCCCUUUCGCCCCGCGGCGACUACCCUGCCGGCCCCUUCGCGGGCGUCCUCUCGGGGGCCGCCGCGGGUCCAGGAGCCUCUGCGUUGGACGGCCGCUGAGCCGCCCGGCGGCAGCGGGGGCGACCCCUCCCCGGGGCUGCUCGUCGGGGGAACCCCUCGGGCGGACCCGUCUCCGGAGAGAGCGCCAGAGACCGGAACAACAUUGAUGGUAUCUUCUGAAACGUCUGUUGUCUGUAGUGGAGGAAUGGCAGCACUUGUGCUUCCAACGAAGAAUUCUGUUUCCUUUGAGGAUGUAGCUGUGUUUUUCUCGGUGGAGGAGUGGGCCCUGCUUGAUUCCAAGCAAAAAGCCCUGUAUCGAGAGGUCAUGCUGGAAAACGCAAGGAACGUGGCCUCCCUAGCAGGUGAUGGAUGGGAGAUGGAGGAUUCUGGCCAAGAGGCAGCAGAAACUUUGCCAAAAGGCCAAAAAGAAGUUGUGGAAAGGAUGUUUGGAAAGCAAAGGCCUGUGGAAAACCAGUUAAAAUGGGGGCUGGAGAAAUGCUCUACUUUUCAGUGUCCAGAUAUCAGUGUUUUCUUGGCAGGAGAGGAUCACCAAGAAAAAAGAGUGUGUCCAGGGUGUGGAAAAAUACUCAAAGAUGAAUCGGGAUUAUGCAAGUGUUGCAGAAGCCACUCUGCAGAGAAACAGAAUGAAAGCAGAAAAUGCUCCAGAAGGACAUUUCCUGUUACUUUACAUCAGAUAAUACAAGAAGGAGGGAAACCAUAUAAAUGCCAGGAGUGUGGAAAGAGCUUCAAUCAUUCAAGUUAUCUUACUUCCCAUAAACGGAUCCACACAGGGGAAAAACCAUAUGGAUGCAAGGAAUGUGAAAAGAGCUUCCAUUUUGCAACAAGCCUUAAUUCGCAUAAAAGGAUCCACACAGGGGAAAAGCCAUAUAAAUGCCAGGAGUGUGGAAAAUGCUUUACUAUGUCAGGUUCCCUCACCUACCAUAAAAGAAUCCACGCUGGGGAAAAACCAUAUAAAUGCACUGUUUGUGGAAAAUGCUUCACUAUGUCAGGUUCCCUCACUUCCCAUAAAAGGAUCCACACUGGGGAGAAACCAUACCAAUGCAAAAACUGUGCAAAAAGCUUCAGACAAAAAUAUCAUUAUACAGUACAUAACAGGAUCCACACUGGGGAGAAACCAUAUAAAUGCCAGGAGUGUGGAAAGUGCUUCCGUUCUGCAAAACACCUUAUUUCACAUAAAAGGAUUCACACAGGGGAGAAACCAUAUAAAUGCCAGGAGUGUGGAAAGAGCUUUAGUGAUUCUCAGGAUCUAACUUCCCAUAAAAGGAUCCACACAGGGGAGAAACCAUUUAAGUGUAUGGAGUGUGGAAAGAGCUUCCGUUCUGCAAAACACCUUACUUACCAUAAAAGGAUCCACACAGGGGAGAAACCAUAUGAAUGCCAGGAUUGCGGAAAACGCUUCACUAUGUCAGGUUCCCUCACUUCCCAUAAAAGGAUCCACACCGGGGAGAAACCAUACAAAUGCCAGGAUUGCGGAAAGAGUUUCAGAGCUUCAAGUUUUCUUACUUCCCAUAAAAGGUUCCACAUGGAGGAGAAACCAUAUAAAUGCACAGAGUGUGGAAAGUGCUUCACUAUGUCGGGUUCUCUCACUUGCCAUAAAAGGAUCCACACCGGGGAGAAACCAUAUCAGUGCAAGAACUGUGCAAAGAGCUUCAGACAAAAAUAUCAUUAUACAGUACAUAACAGAAUCCACACUGGGGAGAAACCAUAUAAAUGUCAGGAGUGUGGAAAGUGCUUCACUAAAUCAGGUUCCCUCACUUCCCAUAAAAGAAUCCACACGGGGGAGAAACCAUAUAAGUGUAUGGAGUGCGGAAAAAGUUUUAGAACCAGCAGUACACUUAGUCACCACAGGAGUAUCAACACAGGGGAGAAAUACAAAUGCACUGAGUGUGGAAAAUGCUUCACUAAUUCAAGUUGCCUCACUUUCCAUAAAAGAAUCCACGCAGGGGAGAAACCAUAUAGGUGCAUGGAGUGCGGAAAUACUUUCACAACCAGCAGUCAUCUUAGUCGCCACAAGAGGAUCCACACGGGGGAGAAACCAUAUAAAUGCAGUGAGUGUGGAAAAAACUUUAGACAAAUUAGUGCACUUAAUACCCAUAGAAGGAUUCACUCAGUGGAGAAACCAUAUAAAUGUAUGGAAUGUGGAAAGAGCUAUAGUAUUAGCGGUGAUCUUAGUUCCCAUAUGAGGAUGCACACACAGAAUCCAUACAGGGGAAAAACCGUGCAAGUAAGUGUAAGUUUCCGUGAUAGCAGAAAGUUUAUUUUCCAUAAAAGGAUCCACGUGGGAAAGAAACCAUAUAAAUGCUUGGAGUGCAGAAAGAGCUUCAGCACCAGCAGUGACUUCAGUUUAUCACCAAGGAUCCACACAGGAGAGAAACCAUAUAAAUGCUUGCAGUGUGGAAAGAGCUUCAGAACCAGCAGUGACUUUAGUUGCCACAAGAGGAUCCACACUGGUGAGAAAUCAUAUAAAUGUAGAGAACAAGGAAAAAAUUAUAACUGGGGCCUCCCUCUCUCUUUACAUCAAAGCACCCAUGUUGGAGAAAAAUCAUAUAAAUGCAUGGAGUGUGGGAAAAGUUUCAGUAAGAGCAGUAAUCUGAAUGCCCAUAAAAGAAUCCAUACAGGGGAGAAACCAUACAAAUGCAUGGAGUGUGGAAAGAGCUUCCGCAAGAACAGUAAUCUUACAUCCCAUAUAAGGAUCCACACAGGGGAGAAACCAUACAAAUGCAUGAACUGUGGAAAAAGUUUCCGGUGGAGCAGUAAUCUUACUUCCCAUAAAAAGAUCCACAUAGCAGAGAACCAUUUAAAUACAUGGAACGUGCAAAGACUUCACUAUGAUCAGUCACCUUACAGCUCAUAAAAGGAUCAUCUCAAGGGAGAAAGGAGAUAAAUGAAUAGAAUGUGGAAAGAGCAAGAACAGUAACCACAAUUCCCAUAAAACAACCCACUUGGGAGAAUCCCCAUAAAUGAAUGGAGUCUGGAAAUACUUUUAGGAUGAUCAACCACCUUAUUUUACAUAAAAGAGUCCACACAGGGGAGAAAAAACAUAAAUGCGUAGUGUGUGGAAAGCGCUGCAGUGACAUGAGUUCCUUUAUUUCACACAAAAGGAUCCACAAGAGGGAGAAACUAUACAAGGCUUGGAGUGUAGGGAGACUUCAUUAUGAUGGGCUGCUUUAGCUCCAAUAAAAAGUUCCAUUCAGGGAGGAAUCGUUUAUGGGCACUGAGUGUGGAAAAACUUCAGGGAUUCCAGUUCUGAGGUAAGCAAAAAGGUUGCGUGAGUUGAUGACGGACUAGAGAAAUCUCUGCCUGGUGUGAUUGAAUGAAGGAGAUGAAGGGGAAGACAAGAGAUAAAAUGUCUGGGAAGGAUCAAAGAGAUUACAGAAAAGUCCCUGAAAGCACUACAAGUCAGUCUUAGAAACAAUAUGGUUUUUUCUGUGCAGUAUCUGGAAUCUAGCCCACUUAACUAAUUGUAUUCAAUGAACAUUGUGUGGGUGUGUGUAUAGUGGGAUGCGUCAGGGAAGCAUAAUAAUCACACGUCCUACAUACCCAAUAGUGGGAAGGCUUCCCACUCCCCAACUAAUUACCUGUGAAUUGGGAUGAGGAAUUUCUUUAUAUCUGUUGCGAAGCGUAACCCUUUCAGAAAUAAAAGAUUGGGUGUCAUGUGAAAAUGACUGCAGACUAGGCUAUGAAUCCCAGC
Molecule: messenger RNA, 3930 nt
Organism: Candoia aspera
Lineage: Eukaryota; Metazoa; Chordata; Lepidosauria; Squamata; Candoiidae
Product: zinc finger protein 493-like
Exons: 7
Coding region: 385-3093 (902 amino acids)
Biological process (GO): regulation of transcription by RNA polymerase II
Cellular component (GO): nucleus
Molecular function (GO): DNA-binding transcription activator activity, RNA polymerase II-specific; RNA polymerase II cis-regulatory region sequence-specific DNA binding
Source: RefSeq, a predicted model, not a curated record